AUGACGACGCCUUUUCAGCAACCACCCCAAACCGUACGGAGAUUGGUCGUGGAAGUGGUGGACGCGCGCAAUCUGCUCCCCAAGGAUGGGCAAGGUAGCUCCAGCCCUUACGUGGUGGCGGACUUCGACGGCCAGAGGAAGCGAACCAAUACCCGGUUCAAGGAGCUGAACCCCGUCUGGAACGAGCCUCUGGAUUUCAUUGUGUCCGACCCGGAUAAUAUGGAGUUCGAGGAGCUCGAAGUUGAGGUCUAUAACGACAAGAAGUUCGGCAACGGUAGCGGACGCAAGAACCACUUCCUCGGGAGGGUUAAGCUGUACGGAACUCAGUUUUCCAGAAAAGGUGAAGAAGCUCUUGUUUACUACACGCUGGAGAAGAGGAGCGUCUUCAGUUGGAUAAGGGGAGAAAUUGGCCUCAGGAUUUAUUACUUAGAUGAAAUGUUUGUGGAAGAGGAGAAACCGCCGCAGCUGCAGCAGGAGGAGCAGGGUGAGAGACCGGAGCAAGAGCAGAACAGGCCGCCGCCGGGAAUGGUUGUUGUUGAAGAGGGACGUGUUUUCGAGGCGCCUGGACCGAUGGAGCAAUGCAUGCCUCUACCCACUGGUCCGCCUCAUUCGCCUCAAGUUGUGGUUGUGGAGGAAUCGCCGCCACCAGUGGUUCAUGUUCCGCAGGAUCCGCCGUUCCCGGAAAUGUGUGAGCCUGCGGUGUCGGAAAUGCAGUUCCAUCCGGAGGUUAGGAAAAUGCAGGCCAUCAGAGGGGAGAGGGUGAAGAUUUUGAAGCGGCCGAACGGGGAUUACUCACCUAAAGAUAUCUCUGCAAAGAAAACGGGUAAUGAGUCCGAGAGGGUUCAUCCGUUCGAUCUGGUGGAGCCGAUGCAGUAUCUGUUUGUCAAAAUCGUUAAAGCGCGUAGGCUUUCUCCUCCCAGUGAAGGCCCGUUCGUGAAGGUUCGGACGUCAAGCCACUACAUGAUAUCGAAGCCCGCGAGUUACCGGCCCAACGAGCCCACUGAUUCGCCGGAGUGGAACCAAGUCUUUGCGCUGGGUUACAACAAGACCGACGCUAACAGCGCCACGCUGGAGAUUUCUGUCUGGGAUUCCCCGGCGAAGAGUUUUUUAGGCGGUGUUUGCUUCGACCUUUCCGAUGUUCCGGUCAGAGAUCCUCCCGACAGUCCCUUGGCACCGCAAUGGUACCGUCUCGAAGGAGGCACCGCCGAUCAGAAUCCCGGCAGAGUUGCCGGCGACAUUCAGCUCUCUGUGUGGAUUGGCACGCAAUCAGAUGACGCGUUCCCAGAAGCGUGGAUCUCAGAUGCACCGUAUGUUGCACACACUCGAUCCAAGGUUUACCAGUCCCCGAAGCUCUGGUACCUUCGCGUGACGGUGGUGGAAGCGCAGGACCUGAAUAUUGCGCCGAAUCUGCCUCCACUGACAGCGCCGGAAGUGAGGGUGAAGGUGCAACUAGGGUUCCAAUCGCAGCGAACAAGGCGAGGAUCAAUGAACCACCGAAGCUUAUCGUUCCACUGGGACGAAGACCUUCUCUUCGUGGCCGGGGAGCCUCUGGAAGAUUCUGUCAUCGUUCAGUUAGAAGAUCGAACUACCAAGGAACCGGCGCCGCUAGGCCACGUCGUGGUUCCACUGAGCUCCAUCGAGCAGCGAAUCGACGAGCGCCACGUGGCAGCGAAAUGGUUUCCGUUAGAAGGCGGGCCCUACUGCGGGCGAGUGUUCAUGCGUGUCUGCCUGGAGGGCGGGUAUCACGUGCUGGACGAAGCGGCGCACGUGUGCAGCGAUUUCCGUCCCACGGCGAAGCAGUUAUGGAAACCGGCGGUGGGUAUUCUAGAACUGGGGAUUCUGGGCGCUCGCGGGCUCCUUCCGAUGAAAGCAAAAGACGGGGGAAAGGGCUCCACCGAUGCGUACUGUGUCGCCAAGUACGGGAAAAAGUGGGUCAGAACGCGCACCGUAACCGACAGCUUGGAUCCACGCUGGAACGAGCAGUACACGUGGCAGGUUUACGACCCCUGUACGGUCCUCACCGUUGGAGUGUUCGACAACUGGCGCAUGUUUGGUGACGUGUCAAAGGACAGGCCCGAUUGCCGUAUCGGCAAGGUUCGCAUACGCGUCUCUACGCUUGAGAGCAACAGAAUCUACACCAAUUCCUAUCCACUCCUAGUCCUCACUCGAACUGGAUUGAAGAAAAUGGGGGAAAUUGAAUUAGCGGUUCGUUUCGCCUGCCCCUCCCUGUUGCCCGACACGUGUGCAGUUUACGGCCAGCCCCUGCUUCCACGAAUGCACUAUCUCCGCCCGCUCGGUGUGGCACAGCAGGAGGCGCUGCGCGGGGCCGCCACUAAGAUGGUGGCGCUGUGGCUGGCGAGGUCAGAGCCUCCGUUGGGGCACGAGGUAGUUCGAUACAUGUUGGAUGCAGACUCGCACGUGUGGAGCAUGAGGAAGAGCAAGGCGAAUUGGUUCAGAAUAGUGGCGGUUUUGGCUUGGGCCGUUGGACUGGCCAAAUGGUUGGAUGAUAUAAGAAGGUGGAAGAACCCUGUUACGACGGUGCUGCUCCACAUUCUGUAUUUAGUGCUGGUUUGGUAUCCAGAUUUGAUUGUCCCCACAGGCUUCUUGUACGUGGUCUUAAUUGGGAUAUGGUAUUACCGCUUCAGGCCCAGAAUACCUGCCGGCAUGGAUACCCGAUUGUCUCAGGCAGAAGCGGUUGAUCCAGAUGAGUUGGACGAGGAAUUUGACACCAUGCCAAGUUCGAAAACACCAGAUAUAAUCCGAAUGCGUUAUGAUAGGUUAAGAAUGCUAGCAGCUCGGGUCCAAACGGUGUUGGGUGAUUUUGCAACCCAGGGAGAGAGGCUUCAAGCCUUGGUUAGUUGGAGAGAUCCCCGGGCUACCAAGUUGUUCAUUGGAGUAUGCCUUGCUAUAACUGUCACACUCUAUGCAAUGCCGCCAAAAAUGGUGGCCGUGGCCUUAGGCUUUUAUUACCUCCGCCACCCCAUGUUCCGGAACCCAAUGCCCUCCGCCACCUUGAACUUUUUCCGGCGACUGCCUAGCCUCUCUGAUCGCUUGAUGUAG
This is a messenger RNA of Sphenostylis stenocarpa, 3060 nucleotides long. NCBI's taxonomy places the organism in Eukaryota, Viridiplantae, Streptophyta, Magnoliopsida, Fabales, Fabaceae. The record is from the annotation of a GenBank genome assembly.